UCUGUCUGAUAUUAAAACAGAAGAUACAGAGGGAGAAGAAGAGACGUAUGUGACUGAUAUGAAGGCAGAAGAUACAGAGGGAGAAGAAGAGACGUAUGUGUCUGAUAUGAAGGCAGAAGAUAUAGAGGGAGAAGAAAAGAUGUAUGUGACUGAUAUGAAGGCAGAAGAUGUAGAGGGAGAUGAAGAGACGUAUGUGACUGAUAUGAAGGCAGAAGAUAUAGAGGGAGAAGAAGAGACGUAUGUGACUGAUAUGAAGGCAGAAGAUAUAGAGGGAGAAGAAGAGACGUAUGUGACUGAUAUGAAAGCAGAAGAUAUAGAGGGAGAAGAAGAGACGUUUGUGACUGAUAUGAAGGCAGAAGACAUAGAGGGAGAAGAAGAGACGUUUGUGACUGAUAUGAAGGCAGAAGAUAUAGAGGGAGAAGAAGAGACGUAUGUGGCUGAUAUGAAGGCAGAAGAUACAGAGGGAGAAGAAGAGACGUAUGUGACUGAUAUGAAGGCAGAAGAUACAGAGGGAAAAGAAGAGACAUAUGUGACUGAUAUGAAGGCAGAAGAUACAGAUGGAGAAGAAGAGACGUAUGUGACUGAUAUGAAGGCAGAAGAUACAGAUGGAGAAGAAGAGACGUAUGUGACUGAUAUAAAGGCAGAAGAUAUAGAUGGAGAAGAAGAGACGUAUGUGACUGAUAUGAAGGCAGAAGAUAUAGAUGGAGAAGAAGAGACGUAUGUGACUGAUAUGAAGGCAGAAGAUAUAGAGGGAGAAGAUGAGACGUAUGUGAGGGGUGAUCAGCAGUGUACGGAGGAGGAGAUCCCUACAGAUAUCAGCACAGCAGAUGGACACACAAGCAUGAAUAUCUCAGAAGGACAUCUAAUGUUAUCCCCGGAUUGUGAAAUAAAAGAUAAUGACAGCAGUCAGGAUUCUCCAGGAGAUAACCCCAUUACCCCAAUUAUAUAUCCAGCUCUAUCAGCUGAUCCCUCUGAUCCUGGGAAAUGUUCUCCUGAUCACUCUGAUAUUGGUGCAUCUGUUACAGCUUUGACAGUAGAUACAGUGUUUCCCUGUUCUAUAGAUGCCAAAUGUUUUACACAGAACACAAACCUUAUUACCCUUCAACCACCUAUGGCAGAUGAGAGGCCAUUUCCAUGUUCUGAGUGUGGAAAAUGUUUUACAUGGAAAUCACAUCUUGUUAUACAUCAGAGAAGUCACACAGGUGAGAGGCCAUUCCCAUGUUCUGAGUGUGGGAAAUGUUUUACACGGAAAUCACAUCUUGUUACACAUCAGAUAAGUCACACGGGUCAGAAUCCAUUUUCCUGCUCUGAGUGUGGGAAAUGUUUUUCAAUUAAGUCAUAUUUUGUUGCACAUCAGAGAACUCACACAGGUGACAGGCCAUAUCCAUGUUCUGAAUGUGGGAAAUGUUUUCAAGUGAAAUCAUAUCUUUUUAGACAUCAGAGAAGUCACACAGGUGAGAGGACACUUUCAUGUUCUGAGUGUGGGAAAUGUUUUAAUGAGCAAUCAAAUCUUGUUAGACAUGAGAGAAUACAUACAGGUGAGAAACCAUAUUCAUGUUCUGAGUGUAAGAAAUGUUAUACUGACAAAUCAUCUCUUGUUACACAUCAGAGAAGUCACACAGGUGAGAAUCCAUUUCCAUGUUCUGAGUGUGGGAAAUGUUUUACAUACAAAUCACAACUUGUUACACAUCAGAGAAGUCACACAGGUGAGAAUCCAUUUCCAUGUUCUGAGUGUGGGAAAUGUUUUACAUACAAAUCACAACUUGUUACACAUCAGAGAAGUCACACAGGUGAGAAGCCAUUUCUAUGUUCUGAGUGUGGGAAAAGUUUUGCACAGAAAUCCGAUCUUGUUAAACAUCAGGGAAGUCACACAGGUGAGAAACCAUUUCCAUGUUCUGAGUGUGGGAAAUGUUUCACACAGAAAUCAUAUCUUGUUAUACAUCAGAGAAAUCACACAGGUGAGAGGCCAUUUCCAUGUUCUGAGUGUGGGAGAAGUUUCACACAGAAAUCAGAUCUUAAUAAACAUCAGAGAAGUCACACAAGUGAGAGGCCAUUUCCAUGUUCUGAGUGUGGGAAAUGUUUUACACAGAAAUCACAUCUUGUUACACAUCAGAGAAGUCACACAGGUGAGAAACCAUUUACAUGUUCUGAGUGUGGGAAAUGUUUUACACAGAAAUCAGAUCUUGUUACACAUCAGAGAAGUCACACUGGUGAGAAUCCAUUUCCAUGCUCUCAGUGUGGGAAAUGUUUCACACAGAAAUCAAAUCUUGUUACACAUCAGAGAAGUCACACAGGUGAGAGACCAUUUCCAUGUUCUGAGUGUGGGAAAUGUUUUAUAAGGAAAUCACAUCUUGUUACACAUCAGAGAAGUCACACAGGUGAGAGGCCAUUUCCAUGUUCUGAGUGUGGGAAAUAUUUUACACUGAAAUCACAUCUUGUUACACAUCAGAGAAGUCACACAGGUGAGAGGCCAUUUCCAUGUUCUGAGUGUGGGAAAUAUUUUACACAGAAAUCAGAACUUGUUACACAUCAGAGAAGUCACACAGAUGAGAGGCCAUUUCCAUGUUCUGAUUGUGGGAAAUGUUUUACAUACAAAUCACGUCUUGUUAUACAUCAGAGAAGUCACACAGGUGAGAAGCCAUUUUCUUGCUCUGAGUGUGGGAAAUGUUUUUUACAGAACUCACACCUUGUUAGACAUCAGAGAAGUCACACAGGUGAGAAGCCAUUUUCUUGCUCUGACUGUAGGAAAUGUUUUACACGGAAAUCACAACUUGUUACACAUCAGAGAAGUCACUCAGGUGAGAAUCCAUUUCCAUGUUCUGAGUGUGAGAAAUGUUUUGCACACAAAUCAUAUCUUGUUAUACAUCAGAGAAGUCACACAGGUGAGAAGCCAUUUUCUUGCUCUGAGUGUGGGAAAUGUUUUUUACAGAACUCACACCUUGUUAGACAUCAGAGAACUCACACAGGUGAGAAGCCAUUUUCUUGCUCUGACUGUAGGAAAUGUUUUAUACGGAAAUCACAACUUGUUAGACAUCAGAGAAGUCACACAGGUGAGAAUCCAUUUCCAUGUUCUGAGUGUGAGAAAUGUUUUGCACACAAAUCAUAUCUUGUUGCACAUCAGAGAAGUCACACAGGUGAGAAUCCAUUUCCAUGUUCUGAGUGUGGGAAAUGUUUUGCAUACAAAUCAGCUCUUGUUCUACAUCAGAGAAGUCACACAGGUGAGAAGCCAUUUUCUUGCUCUGAGUGCGGGAAAUGUUUUACCCUGAAAUCAAAUCUUGUUACACAUCAGAGAAGUCACACAGAUGAGAAUCCAUUUCCAUGUUCUGAGUGUGGGAAAUGUUUUGCAUACAAAUCAGAUCUUGUUAAACAUCAGAGAAUUCACACAGGUGAGAAUCCAUUUCCAUGUUCUGAGUGUGAGAAAUGUUUUGCACACAAAUCAAAUCUUGUUGCACAUCAGAGAAGUCACACAGGUGAGAAUCCAUUUCCAUGUUCUGAGUGUGGGAAAUGUUUUGCACACAAAUCAGAUCUUGUAAAACAUCAGAGAAUUCACACUGGUGAGAAGCCAUUUUCUUGCUCUGAGUGUCGGAAAUAUUUUACCCAGAAAUCACAACUUGUUACACAUCAGAGAAGUCACACAGGUGAGAAGCCCUUUGCAUGUUCUGAGUGUGGGAAAUGUUUUGCACACAAAUCAAAUCUUGUUACACAUCAGAGAAGUCACACAGGAGAGAAUCCAUUUCCAUGUUCUGAGUGUGGGAAAUGUUUUGCACACAAAUCAGAUCUUGUUAAACAUCGGAGAAUUCACACAGGUGAGAAGCCAUUUUCUUGCUCUGAGUGUGGGAAAUGUUUUUCACACAAAUCACAACUUGUUGCACAUCAGCGAAGUCACACAAGUGAGAGGCCAUUUCCAUGUUCUGAUGAAUAAGCUCUUGUUGCACACAAUG
Pseudophryne corroboree (corroboree frog) is the source of this 3941-nucleotide messenger RNA. Its product is annotated as zinc finger protein 585A-like. Gene Ontology annotation, molecular function: RNA polymerase II cis-regulatory region sequence-specific DNA binding; DNA-binding transcription factor activity, RNA polymerase II-specific. Bases 59 to 3922 code for a protein of 1287 amino acids. The transcript is spliced from 4 exons. NCBI's taxonomy places the organism in Eukaryota, Metazoa, Chordata, Amphibia, Anura, Myobatrachidae. Gene Ontology annotation, biological process: regulation of transcription by RNA polymerase II. The record is from RefSeq and is a predicted model, not a curated record.